UCUGGGUGUGAUUCGCGCGCACUUAUGUACGCGAUUGGAGCGGGCUGGUGGUCCGUCAGACCAUUGAGCGCAGCAGGACAGCGGCGAUCAAGGUGCGUCGCAGGAUGGAUGUUGCAGAACGUGUGGAGGAUGUGAGAGGUCGAGCGGGCGACACGUGGGGAAGACGUGGUGUGUACGCGUUGUUUGUGCGCACGGCGAAGCGAAGCGGGAGCUGUGCGUGGCUUCGCAACUCAUCUGUGUUCAAAUCCCAACCCACGGGCCACGUCUGCUCGCAUCCCCGAUGGCCAGGAACGAAGCGUUUGCACAUCGCUGACGCACACGCAUCCCCCGGCAACUCAGCGACGUGCGGUGACAGGUGGCAGGGAAGCGCGGCUGACGUCACGGCGCGUCGCACUCCGGUGGACGCGCCGUCCUCUGCCUGUGCAGAGUCUCGCGCACACUGUCCGAGCAGAAUCGCAGAGAUAGGCUCAGUUUCGGGACACAGAGGGAGUCGCAGGGCUGCCGGACACACAGGCACGCCGGGAUCGCGGGACAUGCACCCCGUUCCCGGACAGCACUCUGUCGACGCAGCUACCGCGUCCUUCGUACUCAAAGCGUCGCAUCGUACACUACUGGCUGCCUGUAAGUACCUCGUCCUACACUCGAACUACGCCAUCCCGCUCUCCAGACUCCAUCCCACCCCGGCCGUCCUCUCGACCGCCUGAAUGUCAGUCGCUACGAACAUGGAAACCCCUUCUCCCCGAGAGCAGUACAUCCCGUUUGUCGUCUCCGUCUCGCCCAGAACACGAUCCGCCGUGUCUCCGACCCCCCCGCGAACGCAUUUCCCUCGAUGCCCUCACACAUCGCCACCUCGCUUGAUUUCGCCAACGAUGGCAGACCCGUCGCUG
This is a messenger RNA of Fomitopsis serialis, 887 nucleotides long. RefSeq lists its product as uncharacterized. NCBI's taxonomy places the organism in Eukaryota, Fungi, Basidiomycota, Agaricomycetes, Polyporales, Fomitopsidaceae. The transcript has a single exon. The record is from RefSeq and is a predicted model, not a curated record. Bases 105 to 704 code for a protein of 199 amino acids.